Auxenochlorella protothecoides is the source of this 474-nucleotide messenger RNA. RefSeq lists its product as hypothetical. The record is from RefSeq and is a predicted model, not a curated record. The coding region runs from base 1 to 474 and encodes 157 amino acids. NCBI's taxonomy places the organism in Eukaryota, Viridiplantae, Chlorophyta, Trebouxiophyceae, Chlorellales, Chlorellaceae. The transcript has 3 exons.
AUGAGCGUUGCCACGUCCAACGCCUUCGCGUUGCUGGAUGAUGAGGGUACCGUGGACGUGAGUGCCCUGGCGGCCCGCAUUCCUGCGGCCCAGAAGCCUGCACCAAAGCCGGUGGAGGAGACGAAGCCAGAGCCCACCCCCGAGGAGGUGGAGGCUGCGGAGGCAGCCCGCCGCGAGCGCGAGGAGGAGGAGCGCCAGCUGUCCCUGUCGGCCUACGAGGCGCAGCAGGCAGCCAAGCGCGCCAGCCUGAACUCCGCCAAGGGCCCCACCUACGUGGUGGAUAAGGACCAGUUCAAGGGCAUGAAGUCCUUCACCAAGGUGGAAGAGGAUGUCGGCCUGGACCUGCACAAGAACGUGAAGACCAUCGGCGCCAACAAGGGCGGCCGCGACAAGGAGCUGAAGCAGAAGGAGCUGGUCAAGGACGGCGCCUCCAUCAAUGUGGAGGACACUGCCGCCUUCCCAUCCCUGGCCUGA